Molecule: messenger RNA, 3755 nt
Organism: Drosophila mojavensis
Lineage: Eukaryota; Metazoa; Arthropoda; Insecta; Diptera; Drosophilidae
Product: nyctalopin
Exons: 5
Coding region: 252-2537 (761 amino acids)
Cellular component (GO): extracellular matrix
Molecular function (GO): protein binding
Source: RefSeq, a predicted model, not a curated record
CAAUGAAUGAAUGAAAUGAUGAAACAAUGAAACAACGAAAUAAUGAGUCACUGAAGCAAUGUAUCAGCAUUAUUCCCAGAGCAGCACAAACACAUGCACAAGUACAAGCACUCUGUGUCAGCCAUGACGUCCAAUAACUGGUGAUUCUGCACCUCAAGCAACAGCCACAUCCACAGCAGCAACUAGAAGCGAGACAACAACAACAACAGGCAUACCAACGGCCGUUAAGGCGCAAUCGAACAGCCCACAAAAUGGAAACCGACACACACAGCAACAACAACAACAACAGGAACAACUGCAACAAAUUUAACUCACACACAAAGUGGCGACAGGAUAGCAAACCUCCAUCUCUGGCCAGCAGAACAACAGCAACUCUGCCCCUCCUCCUGCUGCUGCUCCUGCUGCUGCUGUUACCUGGCCGCAUCGAUGCCUUCUGCCCCUCAAAGUGUCAAUGCCUGGGCGGCGAUGCGAACAGUCGCGCCCUGUGCGUGGACGCAGCACUGGAGGAUGUGCCCAUUCAGUUGAAUCCGGAAACAAAGUACAUAAAUCUAACACUGAAUCGCAUACGUAAUCUGGAAUUCACGCUGCCCUUCUACAUGAAACUGGAGGUGUUGGAUCUCUCGCAGAACAUCAUCGAAACGCUGGGCUCCAAGAAUUUCGAAUACCAAACGGAGCUGCGCACCCUCAACCUGAGCAGGAAUCUGGUCAGUGCACUGCAUAAGCAUGCUUUCAAGGGUUUGACCAAUCUGCUGCUGCUGGAUCUCAGCUACAAUCGCAUCGAGACGGUGCAUCCCACGGCGCUGGGUGAUCUGGCGGCGCUGGUGGAACUCGACCUGACCAACAACAAUAUUGUGAGCUUGGAGGAUAACUGCUUCAAGGGCAUGAUGUCGCUGGAGGUGCUCGUGUUUCGCAACAAUCGGCUAUUGGAUGUGCCGGCCAGCAAUCUGUGGCAUCUGCAUGCGCUCAAGAGCCUGGACAUGUCCGAUAAUCUGGUGGAGUUUGUGCGCAACGAUAGCUUCGAGGGCCUCAAGGAGCUGCUCGCCCUCAGCGUGCGGGGCAACGUGAUGAGCGAACUGGAUGUGGGCGCCUUUGAGGGUCUCAUCUCGCUCAAGCAUUUGGACCUAUCGGAUAACAAUUUGACGAUGGUGCCCACCCAGCAGCUCUCGAAACUUUCAAAUCUCACUUAUUUGAACCUGGGCGGCAAUCGUUUCGCCCACUUGCCAGCUGUAGCAUUUUUAAACUUGUUUCAUUUACGCGAAUUGCACUUGAGCCGCCUGGACUAUUUGCAGCGCAUCGAUUCGAGAGCUUUUGUGGACAACACGCAUUUACAGACGCUCCAUCUGAACUUCAAUCCGCAAUUGAGUGACAUACCCAUGCGCCUGUUCCAGGGCAAUCCCAACAUUCUGGAGGUGUACAUGCAGAGCAACAGCCUGCAGACGCUCUACUCGGCCCAGUUCCCAGUGGAUCAGCUGCAGAAGCUCUACCUGGGCGAUAAUCCGCUGCAGUGCAACUGCUCGCUGCUCUGGCUCUGGCGCCUGGUCACUGGCAACUUUGAGGGCACAGAGCCCGCGCUGGAGCAUGCUCAGGGCGGUGCUGUGGCCGCGCUGGCCAAGGAGGCAUCGCUAGUGCGGGAGCAGGAGGACGACACCACUCUGAAGACCGACGAUGGGGUCUCCGCCCUGGCUGCCUACAUAGCCGAGCAGCAUAUUGCCAACGCCCUGCAAACCACCGAGCCGAGCGCGUAUGAGCAGCGACUGGAGGCCGCCGCCAGCGCCAGCUCCAGCAGCAACUCCAACUACUUGCGCAUGGACAAACAGCAGAUCGGCUGCGACAUUUGGCGGGACGGCGUCCGCACCCGACGCCAGCUGCUGACAAUGAGCGAGGGCGAGAUUACCUGCCCGGCGCACAUCGUGACCGUCGUCUGUGCGGUGAUCACCAGCCUCCUGGUGCUCAUGAUCGGCAUCAGUGUGCUCUACUAUCUGCGCUUCGUGAAGCGCCGGCGCAAGCUGCUGCAUGAGCGCGGCCCGCUGCGCACCAGCAAGAGCAUCAUCAAUGUGCACGACCGCAUCCUGCAGGGCCACCACCAGCCGCUGGGCGGUGGUGCGGGCAUGAGCAUGACCCUGGGCGGCUCGGGGCCCGGUGGCCUCGGCAUGACGCUCAACUAUCCGCAUCAUGCGCAAACGCUGCAGGCGCAUCAUCACUACCAUCAGGCCAUGCCGCUGCAGGGCCACAGCGGGCACGAGUACCAGCAGACGACGCUGCCGCAGCUGGACAAGCUGGAGCUGGAGCGCUAUCUGGCGGCACAGACAAUUGCCAAUGAGUAUCGGGCGCUGAAGCCCUGGGAGCUGCCCGUCAAGGAGGCGGACGACGAGCCGGAGCAUCUGUACGAACGCUUCGAUCACUACGAAUACCCGGACACGCACACCAUGACCAAGCUGAAGCAGGCAGCCACGCUCCAGGGCAGCAGCGGGGUGACAGCAACCGGCAAUGCCAACGCUGGCGCUGCCAACAGCAAGCCGCACGUGGUCUACGUAUGACGUGGACGCGGCAUUGCUGGCAACCAGAAACAACAGCAGCAGAACAAGCAGCAGCAGCAGCAGCAGUUGGAUCUGGGCAUUGAGCUGGUGGGCCUGGGCCUGGGGCUGACCAACAACAACUAUCGCAGCUAUGCGCAGUGCCCGAGCAAGGCGAUCGAUCACUUUUGAAAACAGGGAUAUUCACAGCAGCUGCAGCAGCAGCCGCAGGAGCAGCAGGAGCAGCAGCAGCAGCGGCAGUUUUAUGUUUAAGUAUCCUUCGGUUCUUUUCAGUUCGAAUUUGAGUUUGAGUUGGGCAUUUUCGGAGAAUUUGAUAACUCGCAACAAAAGUUUAACAAGCGUCAAAUGAAACAAGGGAUAUAUCUACGUGUAUAGCAGCAUACUAUAAUAAUAUUAUAAGAAUUAAGGAAAGGAGAAAUUAAUAAAGAAUUAAAAAUAUAAAAUUAAAAAUAUGUCAUAUUAGUUGAUAAGUUGAAGAAAAGCAAAGAAAUAUUAAUAUAAAUAGCAAUAGUUAAAUUUCUCUUACUCUCUGCCUCCCUCUAUCUAUCUCUCUGUCACACACACUCUCUGAAAAUUAAGCAAGCAAAAAAUUCACUCAUAGUUGAAGGCAUUCAGCAUUAGUCUAGCAUUAGUUAGUAAGCGCAUUUAACUGAAUUUAAUAAACAUAAAUGAAACAGAAGUUUGCAGUGUGAAGAGUGCAACAAUAACUAAGUUAACCAUUUAUUAUUAUUAUUUGUAUUCAAAAUUUUUAUUUUGAUGAGAGCUCAACAAGUAACAAGGCUAAAGGGACCAAGCAAAUAGUCCACUAUUCAAUAUAAUCCAAACUUUAAAGAGUGCAAAUGCAUAGCUCGCAAAUAACUGUUCCUAGUUUACUCUUUAUGUUUUCGCUCUUAGCAAGAGCCUUCGGUUCAUUUCGUUGUUGUUUAAGGUUAAACGCUUUGAGUUGAACUAUUCGUGUGACUCUCUUUUCACGAACAUCGUUUAGAGAGAGAGACAAUUAACGCUCUCACAAUGAUAAGUAAAGAAAUAACCCAAAAGCUCAGCCGAGUUGAUCGCAAAGAAACAGAACCGACUCAAUCGGUUGAGUUUAAGCUUUCAUUAAGUUCUUUCUCAAAGUGUGAGUGAAAGAAAGAAAAGGUCAACAGUUAUUAGCGAGCUAUGAGCAAAAGCUGAGUUACUUGAAAAAGCUAAUUCGAGAAUUAACUAAAUUACAAAUUUAAA